Molecule: messenger RNA, 2731 nt
Organism: Carcharodon carcharias (great white shark)
Lineage: Eukaryota; Metazoa; Chordata; Chondrichthyes; Lamniformes; Lamnidae
Gene: samd12
Product: sterile alpha motif domain containing 12
Exons: 4
Coding region: 133-558 (141 amino acids)
Biological process (GO): cell surface receptor protein tyrosine kinase signaling pathway
Cellular component (GO): cytoplasmic side of plasma membrane
Molecular function (GO): protein binding
Source: RefSeq, a predicted model, not a curated record
UGCAGGUCGGGUCGGAUCGGAUCGGAUUGGCGACAGCUGCGAGAAUCCUGUGAUUGGGAGAGUUCCUAAAAUCAGCAUAUUACUGUAGGGACAACAAAUGGAUAAUGUUCGGAUUAAAGAGUCGCUGAUAUAAUGGCUGUGGAAGCUCUACAUUGUAAUCUUAACCAGAAUGGUGUGGAUCAUAUGGUUUGUUCUGAAGAUGUGAGCCUGCAAGUACUGGGGGAUCCAGAUGUCUUGAAUUCAAAUGAUGAAAAGAUUUUGAGGAUAGUGGAAUCAAAUGAUAGUCCGAAGAGUCUCCAUGUGCCAGAUACUGAAUCAGUGAAGUCAAACCAUGGGCAAGUAAAACUAAGCAAACCAGUGGCGCUAUGGACUCAGCAAGACGUUUGUAAAUGGCUAAAGAAGCACUGUCCAAAUCAAUAUCAGACCUACAGUGAGUCCUUCAAACAGCAUGAUAUAACAGGUUUCCUAUACUCAUUUGUAUUGCCGUGGACAAAACAUUCAGGGAAAAAUUUUAUGGUGGUGACAGGAUUCUUUGCCACUAGCUGGAAGAGCCAAUGAGAGACUCCUGCUGCCUCCUCUGGGAAGCCCCACUGAUAUAAUAUGCCAAGCGGUUGAGAGGUUCCCAGGCACCACUGGGCGGUGGUGGUAGCUGCUGCUGGAACUGGAAUGCUACCCACUGAAGAUCCAGGAUUGUGAAGCAACCCAGGCCUGAUGUGAUUCCUGUUGGGGAUCAUCAUGGAGGAGGUUUGGCAGCAAGGGCAGGGGUGACUCUGUGGAAACCACCCUUCCUUUGCCAGAUCCUUCGAUCAGACACCAAGUGCCUUUUGAAUGAGGGACCCCCACAAGCCAAUGUAACUCUUUCGAGUACAAACACGUUUCCAUCUGUUCCUAUUCAGAUGAAGUUACAUUGUUUCAUAGUUUGCCAUUGUGAGAUUUGAACUCUUGAUCUUGGGGUUACAAGCCCAGUACCAUAACCACUUGGCUGUUUAGGCCAAGCCACAAGCCCAUGUAAAUUUGCAGGUUGUGCCAUUGUGGGAAGUGGCCCUUAAUUGAGCAUUGGUUGUCCUUGAGGGUCUCAAUUGGCAGGGUCCCCUCUCACUCAUUUAAAUACUCUCUCCCACCUCCAAACUCACCAUGGGGGAGGGCAUAAAAUACGGCUUUCAGUAUUGACCUGAUCUUAUCAUUUGUCCACACUUAAAUAUUUUUCCUUACCAGAGCAUACUUAAUUUAUACUCUCCAUUUCCUGUUUUGAAUAUUCCCCAUUGAUGACCUGUUUCUCUAUUUGCUUAUUUUCCCUUUUAUUUAAUCUAGGAAAUGUCACUUUUUCCCUUUUGAUUUUCUUUUUAAAUCCCAAAUCAGUAGCUUUGCCCAUUUGAUGUCUAAUUUUCAUCAUUUGUUCUUGUGCUGAACUAAAUUACAUUUUUGUAACUGCUUCUCAAAUAUUUUUUCUGUGAUUACCCAGAAUCAGGGCCAAGCUUUUUGGUAUUCUCUGGAAAUGUCUUGCUGGAAAGAUGGCAUUCAUUGCCCAUUCCUAGUUGUCUUCAGAAGGUCAUGGUGGGUGUCUUGAUAUUGUCCUAAUGUGGGAUAAGACUUGCAUAUACGUCAGACUAGGUUAGGUUGGCAGAAUUCCUUCCCUGUGUUUAGAAUGGUACUUCUCUUGCCCACCUUGUAUUGGGACCUGCUAAAAGUCUGGAAUAUCAUUUCCUUUAGUAGAGUGUCUUUAAUCAAGGAGGUGAUACCUACAGAGCUACUCCAUCAUAAGCCUACCAACAUGUGCCAUUUCCCAGCAUUUCUGAUUAGGCAUUCUUUUUAAAAAGAAAAGCCCCUGUGUAAUGGUCACCAGCAUCUAGUUCUGAUGAGUAGAUCAGACCAGAAAAAUGAACUGUUUCUCUCUCCACAGAUACUGCCUGAUCUGCCGAAUAUUUCCAGCCUUUUCUGUUUUUGUUUCACCAGCAUCUAGAUGUGCUGUAUUGUAUUGGUACCAAUUAACUUCCCUUCAGCUAUUUUCUAUUUUAAAGGGGGAAAGCACUCUGUAAUUUUCCUGUACAAAAGCAAAGUACUCCAGAUGCUGGAAAUCUGAGAGAAGCAGAAAAUGGUGGAAAUACUCAGCACAGGUAGCAUCUGUGGAGAGAUCGUUAUUUAUUCCAUUCUUUAAAUAUUUGUUUUUGCUUCUGUAUUUUUCCCAUUUGACUAGCUGAUAUCUAUUAUACAAAAUUCAGAAAAUGAUCCAGCUGGCAGCCUUGUGGAACAGAGCAUUUUAGCUCCAUGAUGUGUGCUGCUGCUGUAGUGGAAUAUGAGUUUGCAUAACUAAUGCUGAUAUCAGUAAGCUGGCAAUUUUAGAUGUGUUGCAAUUGGGGAUGCCAAGCAGAGGGUAGACAUUUACCCUAAAAUGUUGAGAGAAUACCAACUAAUCAGCCUUGUUUCCUCUGGGUAGCUUAACUCUUUAUUGCAAAAAGCCUCAAUCUUCAGCUUCCUAUGCACUUAAUGCAUGUUUUGAGUAGACUAGAAAAUGUGAUGUGAGGGAAAAAUAACUUGAUGGGUAGAAGGUGAAAGAGAGCCACAUGCCCUGAGAGAACUCACUUGCCUUCCACAUAUUGGUCUUUUUGUAAAUGUGUGUGAAUUUGGUGUUAAUUUUAAUCUUUGAAUUGUCAAGUGUUCUGUAGCUAAUGCAGACAGCUGUAUGAUUGGAGCAUGCUCUUGAGUCAUUGCCAAUAAAAUCUGAUCUGAGUGC